Messenger RNA from Penicillium verhagenii, 1560 nucleotides. RefSeq names its product putative serine carboxypeptidase (gene cp9). The record is from RefSeq and is a predicted model, not a curated record. Gene Ontology annotation, biological process: proteolysis; apoptotic process. Gene Ontology annotation, molecular function: serine-type carboxypeptidase activity. Gene Ontology annotation, cellular component: trans-Golgi network. The transcript is spliced from 2 exons. The coding region runs from base 1 to 1560 and encodes 519 amino acids. NCBI's taxonomy places the organism in Eukaryota, Fungi, Ascomycota, Eurotiomycetes, Eurotiales, Aspergillaceae.
AUGUAUCUCGCUGGUUUCUACUACCUCUUGCACGUACUUUGGACAAUUCCCACUUUUGUACUAUCUCAUGCUGCUUCACGACCCAAUAGUGCAUUUCAGGUUUCUUCUCUCCCCGGUAGCCCCGCUCUCCCAACCAGCUGGUCUGGUCGAUUGCCGGUUCCGGGGAAACAGGGCAACGAGAUCUUCUUCUGGUUGUUCGAAGCAGAAGAUUCUGCGUAUGAUGAAAAUCUAAUCAUCUGGCUGAAUGGUGGCCCUGGUUGCUCGUCGCUCAUAGGCCUCAUAACAGGGAACGGACCCAUUUCCUUCGCCGGUAACUCCACUCGCCUCAUUUCCAAUCCAUACUCCUGGACGAAGCUGGGUCAUGUUCUUUACGUGGAUCAACCCGUCGGCACAGGUUUCUCACGCGCCAGUGCUCUAGUCCGAACCAAUGAACAAGUGACAACGGACCUAGCAUCAUGGCUACAUGCACUCUUCAAGCAAUUCCCGCAUCUCCAGGCCAAAAAAGUUCAUCUGAUGGGCGAGUCGUAUGCGGGGAUCUUCGUGCCCUACCUCGCUUCCGCCCUACUAGAAAGCAGCAACGCAUUCCCAAUCAACAUCCAAUCUAUCUCACUGGGUGACGGAUCAUGGGGCAAUGCCGCAGCAAUGUCCUCCGUGGCCAUGGGCGCAUACAUGCAUUCCGAAGCCCCCCGCCUCGAUGUCCCCGAGAACAUCCUCACGGCAUUCGCGGCCGCUGAUGAGAUCUGCGGCUUUGACACAGUUUUGGAGAAUGCUCAUACUUACCCUCCCAGUGGCAAAAUUCACAUCCCCGGUAACCCAGAGAACAUCAACUAUCGUCGAAGUCUCCAACGCCGUGAUGGGACUGACCUGGGCAUCCUAGAUGGAUCAUGCGGUACUGACAUAGUCGAACCACUGGGCGUCCUGGAAUCAAUGCUCAAUUCCUCCUGCUACGGUCCCUGCGCCACAUUUUCUACAGCAGAGAAUUAUAUGUAUGCUCGUUCUGAAGUUGAAAAAGACCUCGCUUGCUUCAGCAUCUAUGAUCUCACAAGCGACUGUACUACUGUCAACCCUCUCCCGCUGAUGGAAGAGUAUUUCAGCCGCGAGGACGUGCAAGAAGCUCUGCAUAUCGCUGAAAGUGGAACGUACACGGCUUUUAACGAUACCAUAAUCGCAACACUCACAGGGGGCGAAUUUGUCGAGCCACCUGAGUACGCUAUUCUGCCUUCGCUUGUCACAACGCAUAAUGUCUCACUGCACAUCUACAACGGGCAAAUGGAUAUGCUGAUCAAUCAUAUCGGAACGGAGUUGUCGAUCCAAAAUAUGACUUGGCGGGGUGAACAGGGGUUUCAGGAGAAGCCAAGUCGAUCCUUCUUUGCUGAUGAUGCGGCACCUGCUGCCGGGUCUGGAUCGAAGGGGAAGGGGGAGACAGUUGGAACUUGGGCGGCAGAGAGGGGAGUCUCGUAUCAUCUCUUUGAGGGAGCUGGACACAGUGUUUUCGCAACGAAGCAGAUGGAGAUGUUUGCUUUUGUGCGAGAUGUUGUGGUGGGUGGGAAGGCGGGUUGA